Messenger RNA from Symbiodinium necroappetens, 2298 nucleotides. The record is from the annotation of a GenBank genome assembly. NCBI's taxonomy places the organism in Eukaryota, Dinophyceae, Suessiales, Symbiodiniaceae.
GUCAUCAUCGACAGUUUCUUCCAGGAGAAGGGACUGGUGUUCCAGCAGUUGGGGUCAUUCGACCAGUUCAUCGUCUAUGAGAUGCAGCGGGUUGUUGAUGCUCAGACGCCAAUCGAGUGCACCCCACAGGACCAGUAUCAUCCAGAGGAGAAAGUUGACAGCAAGAAAACGUAUGUGUGGAAGUUCGGGCAACUGCACUUCAACAAGCCCACCGUGGACGAGGUGGAUGGCACAGCACUGCAGCUCACACCACGAGAGGCGCGCUUGCGAAACCUCUCCUAUGCUGCACCGGUCUUCGUGGACAUUGAGCGAAAGGUCUACCAAGUCAACGAUGACGGCGAGAGGACAUUGACUCAAGAGGACAACUACUCCAAGGUCUUCCUCAUGAGGAUGCCCAUCAUGGUGAGGACCGAGUAUUGUUGGCUUAAAGAUGCCAAUGACCGUCAACUUACCGAGUUUGGCGAGUGCCCGCUUGACCAGGGCGGUUACUUCGUCAUAAAUGGCUCCGAGAAGGUGUUGAUCGCAUUGGAGCGAAUGGCAAACAAUUUUGUCUAUGCCUUCGCCAAGAAGCAACCUUCAAAGUACGCCUGGGUCUGCGAAAUCCGCUCUGCCCUUUUUGAAGGCUCCGCCGGCAACUCGGGCUUUGCUGUGAAGCUCUGCACCAACAUGGGUUCCAAAUCCAUGUGCCGGGGCCAAUUAGUUUGCACCUGCCCUUACAUCCGAACAGAGAUCCCACUGGUGAUCAUGUUCCGUGCCUUGGGCAUUGUAGCUGACAGAGACAUUCUAGAGCGCAUCGUGUUCGACAUGAGCGACUUUGCAAUGCUGAAUGCUUGCAGGCUCUCCAUCGAGGACGCGGCUCCCAUAUCUACGCAGGAAAUGGCGCUGGACUACAUCGCAAAGCGUGGACCCACAAUGGGCGCUACGCGCGAUGUGCGCAUCCAGUAUGCCCGCGAGCUGCUCCAAAAGGAGCUGCUACCGCAUAUUGGCAGGACGCGCAACAUUGAAGGUCGAAAAGCUUAUUUUAUUGGGUACAUGACCAACCGGCUUUUGCUGGGUUUCUUAGGGCGCAACCCAGAGGAUGAUCGAGAUCACUUUGGGAAGAAGCGGAUUGACCUGGCCGGUGCGCUCGUGUCUGCUUCCUUCACCGGUCUGUGGCGAAAGAGUGUCAAGGACCUGAGGAAGCUGCUGCGAAGACAACUGGACAAGGGCAAGAUCCCGGACAUAGUGGAGUGUGUGAAGCAGGCCUCCUGCCUCAGCCAGGGAAUGAAAUACCAGUUCGCGACUGGCAAUUGGGGCCAGGACAAGCAGGGGAAGCCCGUUCGAACUGGCAUUUCUCAGGGAUUGAAUCGUCUGACCUUCAUGGCAACUCUCUCCCAUCUUAGGCGGAUGAUCACGCCAUUGGCGCGAUCAGGAAAGCUUGUGAAGCCCAGGCAGCUUCACAACACCCACUGGGGUCUCGUGUGCCCUGCAGAGACGCCGGAGGGACAGGCAGUAGGCUUGGUGAAGAACAUCUCGCUGAUGUGCUGGAUUACGCUCGGGUCGGCGCAGACCAUUAUCGAGGAUUUUCUGGACGAGUGGGGGGUCCUCGACUUGAUGGAAUGCACACCUGACCACAUCAAGACCUAUUCCAAGGGCAGCAACUGCAUGGUGCUUGUGGAAGUGUUUCCAUUGUGCUUCGCUGCAGCGCUGAUUGUCGCAGUAUGGUUGAUUGCAUGCUGGAUGUUCUGGCACGAGCGCUGCCUCUUUCGCUUGCCUGGGCCGUCAAAGGCAUUGCAAAAACAUCGUAAAAAAGAUCUUGGAAGUCUCUUCCUGGCGAAGCAGCUGGAGGUGGAUGACCCGGCCCCAUGUUGCGUCUGCCUCAUGGAAUUUGAGUCAAGUGAUGUUGUGUUCCUGAAUGGGAUAUGGGUGGGCAUGCACAAGAACCCCGCGGAGUUGAGGAACACACUUCAGAGCUUGCGACGCAGAAAAGAUGUGGACUCGGAGGUGUCCAUCCAGCAGGACUUGAAGAACAACGAGAUCCGCAUCUCCUCGGAUUGUGGAAGGUGUUCACGCCCGCUGUACAUCGUGGAUUACGAGCAACAAAAAGUCUUGAUCAACAGAACUCAUGUCGACAAGGUCAAAAGCGGGGAGUGGGAGUGGGGUACUCUCAUGCGUGAGGGGCUCAUCGAGUACCUAGAUGCCGAAGAGGAGGAGUGCUCAAUGAUCGCGAUGUUCAUACACGAUCUCGUCAAGACCAGGGCCUACUGUAAGACGUACACCCACGCAGAGAUUCAUCCGGCCAUGAUCUUCGGGAUCUGU